Zygotorulaspora mrakii is the source of this 567-nucleotide messenger RNA. It is a transcript of the gene RER1, whose product is annotated as protein retrieval receptor. The record is from RefSeq and is a predicted model, not a curated record. The transcript has a single exon. Gene Ontology annotation, biological process: retrograde vesicle-mediated transport, Golgi to endoplasmic reticulum; protein retention in ER lumen. Gene Ontology annotation, cellular component: Golgi membrane. Lineage: Eukaryota; Fungi; Ascomycota; Saccharomycetes; Saccharomycetales; Saccharomycetaceae. Bases 1 to 567 code for a protein of 188 amino acids.
AUGAAUUUUGAGGACGGAUAUGACGCGCAGUCUGGCUCACAGAAUGUUGUCUUAGAGCAGCUUCAUAAUGCGAAGAGGAUGUACCAGUUUUAUUUGGAUAAAUCUGUUCCUCACAGCAGAGAGAGAUGGAUUGCACUUGGUGUUUUGAUCAUUCUAUUCAUGUUGCGUAUAACCUUUUCACAAGGUUGGUACGUGGUAUGUUACGCACUUGGAAUUUAUCUUUUGAAUCAGUUCCUAGCAUUCCUUACACCAAAAUUCGAUAUGUCCUUGCAGCAAGAUGAGGAGAAUAAAGAAUUGGAAGCAGGAGAAAAGUCUGAUGAGUUUAGACCUUUUAUCAGGAAGCUUCCUGAGUUUAAGUUUUGGUACAAUGCUGUCAGGGCCACGUUCGUUUCCAUUUGCCUUACAAUAUUUUCGGUGUUUGACAUUCCAGUUUUUUGGCCAAUUCUUCUCAUGUACUUUGUUAUACUAUUUCUCUUAACCAUGAGGAGACAAAUUCAGCAUAUGAUGAAGUAUAAAUAUAUUCCUUUGGAUGUUGGAAAAAGGAGAUACAAAGGUACCGCAGUAUAA